Molecule: messenger RNA, 534 nt
Organism: Dujonia railenensis
Lineage: Eukaryota; Fungi; Ascomycota; Pichiomycetes; Serinales; Debaryomycetaceae
Source: the annotation of a GenBank genome assembly
AUGGCUAAAAAAAUUUCGAAGAGAAGCAGAGCUGCUCGAAGAGGAUUAAUUGAGGAAGCUACUGGUGAAGUAAAAGAGCUUGAAAGUGUCCCAAAAGUUAAUGAUGAUGUCAAAUCCUCUAUUAUUCGUACAACGAUCAAGAAUGAAAAUUUAUUGAAUAAAAAAAUGGAAAUGAAGCAACUAAGCAGGAUUAACAAGAAGAAAAAUAAUGCAAUAAAAUCAAAGAAAGACCGUUCAGCUAAGGUUGCAGGUAUCUUAGGUGAAAAGAUUGAGCAAAGUAUUUCUAGAGCAAAAUAUGUUCAGAAUUCUCGUAAGAGUGGAUGGGACUUGAUAAAUAAAGGUAUUAAGAUCAACCAUUCCGCUUCUAUUUUGACAACAGAAGAACCUUCUACUGAAGACAUUGAAAGGGCUGAAGAAGAUGCCUAUGUAGCUGAAUUUUUUGCUGAUUCCAAUAAAGCUACCUCAACCAAUACUAAGGCUUCCAGCCAGAAGAAUACUAAUGCUUUCUCUCUCUUGGAAGAAACAGAAGCUUGA